AUGUAUGGACAGCCGCCGCGCUUCCCUCAUGGCGGCAACCCUUAUGGGGCUCCGCCGUCAAGGCAGCAACAACCUCAGUAUCCAUCGAACCCAUAUCCGUUCAAUGGCAUGUCCCAAAACCCCGAUUUUCAUAGUCAAUAUCCUAAUCAAAGGUUUCAACCUCAAUCAUCGGCAUCGAAUUUAGUGAACGAUAAUAUACACCGUGCUGUUACAAACGCACAACACAACUUAAUAAACGCCAGAGAAAACGUGUCGGCAUGGAAGGUCUCUCAGGCUGCCCUGGUUUCCCUUCGAGUGGAAUCGUGGGAAGCAUUGGGAGUUCAUUUACAACAAAUACCUGCUCUUCACCACCUUAUACUGACAGAAGGAAAGGUCAAUGAUUUUAUCCAUUGCUUUGUAGCAGUCCAAGGUAUUACUUCCUUGUAUGAUUUGGAACAGUCUAUUUGCAAGAAUGAGGGUGUUCAAAACUUUGAAGAACUAAAACUGGGUCCUUUACUACGGCAUCCACUUGUAAUGCAUUACUUUUCUGCAAGUUGUAAUACGAAAGAGAUAGUAAAGAUAACAAGUGAAGAAGUAAUUUCUUGCCUUCGUGAGUUUUUGGAUACUCAAGAAGGUAUAGAAAUUAAGGUUGAAGAACUUUUGGAUUUUAUUGCCAUGAAGAAAUCAUUAUCUUGCAAAGAAAAUCUUACAAUUCGUGUGCAGAAUUUGGGGAAGUACAUCGUUCAUAUCCGUAGAGCUAUAAAAUUUGAGAAUGGUUCACUAGAGAAAAGUUUGAGCACGAAAACACAAAAAUGCCCUGUACCUGCUGACAUUUCGAGCACAGAAACACAAAAACGACCUCUAUCUGUGGAAAGUUUGAAGGAAUUAAAGCUGAAAGCAAACCAGAAAGGCCGAAAACGCCCCCUAUUUACAUCCAAUAAAAAGCAGAUUGAUCCUCGUUUAGAAGCGAGACUCAAAUCCUUUUCAUUGUCCAAUGAUAUUUUCACUGGGAAGCAUACAAGGUUUAUUUCAUCAAGUUCCGAGGAAGAUGAUAGUGAUUAUGAACAAUAUGAGGACAACACUCGCUGA
Molecule: messenger RNA, 1068 nt
Organism: Impatiens glandulifera
Lineage: Eukaryota; Viridiplantae; Streptophyta; Magnoliopsida; Ericales; Balsaminaceae
Product: protein NO VEIN-LIKE
Exons: 4
Coding region: 1-1068 (355 amino acids)
Source: RefSeq, a predicted model, not a curated record